Nerophis lumbriciformis (worm pipefish) is the source of this 1449-nucleotide messenger RNA. RefSeq names its product protein AMBP-like. Lineage: Eukaryota; Metazoa; Chordata; Actinopteri; Syngnathiformes; Syngnathidae. The record is from RefSeq and is a predicted model, not a curated record.
GCAAACAAGUCAUGGUUGCAGUGUUUGCUGCCAUUUGUAGGUCACGAUGUGGCGUAGAGUUAGCAUUCUGUCCUCUCUGCUGGUCUUUGCGUGUCCAUGGAUCCUACAUGGGGCCACUUUGCAGCCGCAGGAGGAUUUCCACCUGGACCGGUUUUUGGGGAGGUGGUACGAGGCAGCCGUGGUGUCGGAUUGUCCGCAUUACAUGCGCGGCAAGAAGGGAAACCCCGCUAUUGUGGCGCUGGACUUGAAGCGAUUUGGUCAGGCUAGCCUUACGGUGACGGCCACGGCUCCCAGACACGGCUCAUGCCAGCAGACGUCCAACCAAUACGCUUCCACGGACACAGCGGGGAGCUUUUUCUACCACCUUGCAAGACUCGGAGCAGACGUGGGCGUCUCCGUGGUCCACACCGACUACGACGAGUACGCCACGAUGCUUCUGCUGAGCACCGAGAGAACAUCCCAGAACACCACCACCAUCGUCAAACUUUACACUCGAUCUUUGGAUGUGCGGCCUGCGCUGCUGCAUGACUUCAAGACGCUGGUCCAGAAACAAGGCAUGCGUGAAGACGACAUCAUCUUUCAUGAGAAGACUGCUUCAAAUAGUACAUGUUUAUGAAUUAUGAUGUAUGAACAUUGUUUGACCUUUCACAAUAGUCAUUGAUGUGCAGUUGCUAGCAUACAUGUAAUACAUAUUGCAUCAUGCUUGAUAACUUAGUGUGGACAUUUCAUUGCUAAGACGGAUGACUGGCGGCCAUGUUUGUCAACCAUUGUUGGCUCAUGUUCGACUCACAUGUUUUUGUCAGUCCCUUUUUAAAAAUGUGCAAGUUUGGUGAGGAUUGGACUAACCUGGAGUGAGUGUGUCAUUCACUCACUACCUGUAUCAACACUGUCUAUGUAAUGUAAUGUUCACUUUUUUGUAAUUCAAUGAACAUAUUGAAAAAUCUUAUUUGAGGGUUAAAAAUAUUGUAAUGCCUGUGAUGAGGUGGAGACUUGUUCAGGGUGUACACUGCCUUCCGCCCGAACGCAGCUGAAAUAGGCUCCAGCGACCCUGAAAGGCACAAGCGGUAAAAAGUGGAUGGAUGUAUCGUAAUGAACAUGUUUUGUUUUAGCUUUUGAAUAUAUCUGCCAGCACAUAGAUCAUUUACAUUUAUUUUCUUCUCAGCUGUCAACUAGUUUGUCAUCCGGCACAUGUCCUUGGUAGCAAACAUGGUGCUGGCUGGUUGUUUAAUGAUCAAUUAGCACCCUCUAGUGGCAAACACGCUAAUCUGCAAGUGAUCAUCAAAAAAAUCUGGUGAAAUGUGUCAAUGGUCCGAUCUUCACUGAGAACAUGAGAAAAAAUGUUUAUUCAUCAAACAUAUUCAUCUCAUUCUGCUUUAUUUACUUUGUUUCUUCUAUUUGUGGUCUAUAUUUUGUUUAUUUGAAGAAAUGUAUUAAAUUAAUCAAAACCAA